AAGAUUUCCAAUCUCUCGGUUUAGAAGGUUCACCCUCGUUCUUCGACCGUAAAGUUAAGACCCGCUUCGGUAAGUUUGACUCUAAUUAGGCAGAGGUAAGAGGGGCGGUAAAAAUGCCAAAAAAAUAUCAAAUAGCUUCUCUGGAGGAGCUGGCCCUUCGGUCUGUUGGUAGAUUUGUCACGGAUGUUGGGCGUCAUAUAAUUAAGCCCGUUUGCACCAUCUCGCUGACAGAUCCAGCCCAUGGCAUAGCGACAUUACAAUUAUGGCUGCAGUGGAUCAAGCACCAAUUAGUUUCUAGUAUACCUUGGUAUCUUUAUGACAGAAUGUCCGUGGAGGUUUUGAAGGCUAUUUUAAAUCUGAUUAACGAAACUAAAAAUAGUUUUAGCCAAUAUUUUCCAAUAACCACGUAUUUGUCUGAGAUGAAUGUCAUAGUUAAUCUAACGGAAGUUGUCAUACACUCGAAUUUAAAGACCAUUGAGUUUUCCAUCUGGCCUAAAAUCAUGAGGCAUGUUUUGUAUAAAAACUUGAAUGCAAUGACUGGUUUAGAGGUCUUAGACCUAGGUUCGGGCUCUGCAGGUUGGAGAACUUCGGGGAUAGAGAAAAUGAUCAUUGGGGGAGUUUCAUCUAUGCCCAAUUUAAUGUCAUUUACGCUGUGCUUCGAUUGCACAGACAGCAUAGUUACGGCUAUUGGGCAAAACUGUCCAAAACUACGGAAACUGGAUGUUACAGCUUCUAGGUCUGUUACGGAUAGAUGUUUGACGGUCUUACGAACAUGCUGGCAAUUGCGUCAGAUCCAAUUAUUUAGAACAUCGGUUUCGAUUGCGGGUUAUGCAGAAUUGCUAUCAGAGCAUCCAAAUUUAGAAGAUAUAGGCAGAUGUGAUGAGUUCGGCUACGUCUUAGAGCACAUUAGAAUUACAGGUAGCUACAAACAGCCCUUGAAUUUGAAGGUAUUCGAAAGCCGAGAUGUUACAACUGAGCACUUGCAUCUGCUAGUAGAAAUGUGCCCAAAUUUAAUAAAAGUUUCAAUUGUACAUGACGAGACUAUUAAUGAUGUUUUGAUUUUAUCUGCAUUAAAUAAUUUAACAGAGCUCAAACUUUUAUGCUGUGAUUUUUUCACGGACAGAAUUAAAGAACUUCUUGAAACUAAGGGUUCGAAGUUAACUAAUCUACACCUAGAGCACGUCAAUGAAAUAGAUUUGAACGCUCUUGUCUACAUAAGCCAGUUUUGUCCGAUAUUAAAAAAUUUAGUGCUCUACAAUUGCGAAUUCGUUGAACAUGCAGCGGUGAUACCAAAAAAAUUAUUCGUGCCACCUUUCAAAUAUUUAGAACGUAUAAAGUGCGUAGCUGACUGCGCACAUCUGCAUCUCGAAUUUCUGCUAUCCCAUUGCAUAAAUAUUAAAUUUAUACAAUUGGGAUCGUCUACUGGAAUCGGGGAUGACACAAUGGCCAGAGUUUUGUCUAAAAAUCCUAUGAAUAAAUUGGAGGAGCUCAAAAUUCUUUACAGUGAUGAUUUAUCUAUGAAAACUGUUCGCUUAUUGAUGCAGAAUUGUGAUAAUUUAAGACGAUUGUCAGAAUUAGAAAGCUGGCAAGGUAUUUCCAUGGCAGAAUUAAACGUAUUUCAGAAUGAGUUGAGAAUAAUUAACAUCGACUUAGAUAUAAGCCCGACUUUGUCGUUAGCAUAAUGUUGAUACAAUUUUCAAUCGAAUACCUUGUACUUUGGAAUAAUAAAAAUAAUUAUCAUUAUAAUUAUAAUAAUAUUAGUCGCAAAUAGGUUGUUCCAAGGUCUAUUUUUGUGACAAUUUAUAUCGACUAGAACGAAGAUUUUCACUUUUAUAACGCACGAAAACAGAGUCGCCUGGGAUAAAAAAGAAUUAAAAAACUCGAUGAGAUCAAAAAAAACUUCCAGUAUCAAUUAUUGUAGGCAUUACCGCUACAUUAGAUGGUUUAUUUUCUGAUCAUUUUCAAAUCAAUGUGACAAAAAAUAAAAUGGUCUAAUGGUUUUAAAUUGUCAGAAAAUAAGAAAUAUUUAAUUAUUCGGAUUUUGAAAGAUUUUCCGCAUUAUAGCAUUGCUCGAGGAAAAUUGUAGUUUUUAUUAAUUCACGCCCAUUCUUGUUGAAGUUGAUAAAAUUUGAAGUGAUAGUUCGAAAUAGACGAAAAGUGAACUUGUUAAAUGGAUACCUCAUGAUUAACGUCAAAUCUCAGUUUUUUAAGUCGGUAAUCUCGCCUCUGACGCGGUUGAAUAUUGGAUAUACUUUGUACCUUAGUAAAUGAAUCUUCAAAUAUUGAUCAGCAAUUUAAUUUAAUGAACCAGUUUAUAAGAAUGUCAUUUUUCGGAAUAAAUAUCACAUAAUGAGUUGUUAUUUUUGAAUUUGAAAUUGAUACAACGAUGCUGUUCAUGAAUAACCAUGAAGUUGAAUAAUUGAUUGAAUUUUUAGAAUUUGAACUUGCUACUUGUAUUGAAUAUCGUGUGCUACGUCAUUUAAACACAAGUAUGAACGACUAUGUAAGAAAGAAUACAUCUCGAUGUAUUAUUAUAUUAACGUCGAUAUUAGAUUAGCUUAAGAUUACAACACGUAUCAGAAAAUCAAUGGGUAUAGCUUUUGUUACCUACCAAAUUAGUGUCAAGUCGUAAUAACUGUUUAAAAUAAUGUUACGUGUAUUAAUUAAUUGCUUAUGUGCUACGCUAGAUUCCAAUUCACUGAAGAUAAGAGAUUUGGAUCAACUUAAAUUUACUCAGCAAUUAAAUUCACUGCUGUGACUGCUACUCUUGUACUAGUCAUACCGAUACUACGAAUAGAUGAUUAAGUCUUAAUCGAGUGCCUAUAUUUUUUUAUAUCAUUAUUAGCAUUUCUACCGGCUGGGAAUGUUACGAAUUUUUAUAUUACUGUAUUCAUUUACGAAUCAAUACGAUGUACCAUUUUAAUAUGAUCGAGAAUAUACUAUACAAUUUUAAUCAUU
Athalia rosae (coleseed sawfly) is the source of this 2958-nucleotide messenger RNA. RefSeq lists its product as uncharacterized. The record is from RefSeq and is a predicted model, not a curated record. The coding region runs from base 114 to 1682 and encodes 522 amino acids. The transcript has a single exon. Gene Ontology annotation, cellular component: SCF ubiquitin ligase complex. NCBI's taxonomy places the organism in Eukaryota, Metazoa, Arthropoda, Insecta, Hymenoptera, Athaliidae. Gene Ontology annotation, biological process: SCF-dependent proteasomal ubiquitin-dependent protein catabolic process.